This is a messenger RNA of Sabethes cyaneus, 1786 nucleotides long. Its product is annotated as acetylcholinesterase-like. The record is from RefSeq and is a predicted model, not a curated record. Bases 39 to 1772 code for a protein of 577 amino acids. The transcript is spliced from 4 exons. Lineage: Eukaryota; Metazoa; Arthropoda; Insecta; Diptera; Culicidae.
GUACAUACGAUAUAAGUAUUUCGCCUAGUUAUUCUAAUAUGAUUCACGCUGUAAGGUCUUUGACCAGCGAAGUGCUACGUCACGGCAAACCAAGCUUUGGCAAUCGAUUGAUGAGUGCGGCCAAUCGCAUCAACGUUAAAGUUCAACAGGGCACUGUAUCUGGAGUCAGAGAACAGCUUCCAAAUGGGAACGAUUCAUUUGCUUUCCGCGGAAUUCCGUAUGCUAAACCUCCAAUCGGAGAACUACGACACAAAGCACCACAACCAUUGGAAAAAUUCCAAAGUCCAGUGCUCGAUUGUAGCGCCGAGCGUGAUGUGUGCUUCAGCAGAAACAUGUUCACGCAAGAAAUAGAGGGUUCGGAAAACUGUCUGUUUCUAAAUGUGUACACACCACAGCUUGAAAACGGUGGAAAACUAUUGCCGGUGAUGGUGUUCGUUCAUGGAGGUGCAUUUCUGUUUGGCAGCGGCAAUUCUGACUGCUACUCACCGGAGUAUCUCCUGCAGGAGGGUGUUGUUACUGCAACGUUAAACUAUCGCUUGAGCACACUCGGAUUCCUAUAUUUGCCCAGUCAGGGCAUUGAAGGAAAUGCUGGUCUGAAGGAUCAACUGAUGGCCCUAAGAUGGGUUAGCGAAAAUAUUUCCAAUUUUGGAGGAGAUCCCAACAAUGUGACACUUUUUGGUGAAAGUGCCGGCGCUGCAUCGGUACAUUUGCAUUUACUAUCUCCGCGUUCACGUCAGUAUUUCCAUAAGGCUAUUUGUCAAAGCGGGUGCAGUAUUAUGGAAUGGGUUAUGCAGCUUAAUCCUGAGGAAAAAGCAAGAACUUUGGCCAAACUUAUUGGUUGCAACCAGGAAAACGAUGCAGAGAUGUAUGAAACGUUGAUGACGGCUUCGACGGAGGAUCUUGUGGGGCGUAUGCUGGGAGUAAUGACCGCCGAUGAAAAAGUUCGUGGUCUACCAAUGCCUUUCAAGCCUGUGGUAGAGUCUGAAACCGCAACGGAUGCUAUUGUGACAAAAUCACCUAUCGAUGUGAUGAAAACUCCAAAUAGCCUUUCUAACAUUCCUUUAAUGCUGGGAGUUAACAACCGUGAAGGUACUAUCAUGCUGUUGGACGCUGUUAAAAAACUAGACGUGUACGAUAAAGAUCUUGCAAGACUUAUUCCGCGUACAGUGAACGUGACUCCUUACACAGUAGCCAGUAAGGAGCUUGGGGAAGAAAUCAAGAAAUUCUACUUUGGUGGAAAAAGUGUUUGUAAGGAGACCCUUCCUCAAUUGGCAGAUCUGAUGAGCGACUAUCAUUUUGCCAUUUUGGCUAACGCCUGCGCCGAGCUGCAUGCUAGAUAUCAGCAUCAAUCACCACUAUAUUAUUAUAACUUUAGUUUCGAUGGUAUGCUAAAUAUGUAUAAAAGAUUGCUACAAUUGAAUGUCCCCGGUGCUUGUCAUGCAGAUGAACUGUCGUACCAAUUCCUAUUUCGUAUUGCACCUCUAGACGUUGCGGCUGAUUCGCUAGAGGCACGGGUUCGAUAUUACAUGUGCCGAAUGUGGACUAAUUUUGCAAAGUACGGCAAUCCUACGCCAGCUGACGACUCAUCUCUGCCUUUUCGCUGGGAUCCGGUAACCCACAUCGAUCCCAAUUCUAAGGAAGAUUUUCAGUUGGAUUGCCUUAACAUUGAUGCAACUCCUAAGAUGAUCAAAAACCCUGACAAAAAUCGGAUAGAUUUCUGGCGGGGAAUUUAUAGGCGUUACAACGAAGAUAUAUUGAAGGUUAAACUAUGAUGUAAUCAUUUCUA